CUAAAUUGAAGGAUAUUUUAACCCAUAAAUAUUUCAACGAUUCAAGGAAAGAUAUUUUAACCCUAAAAGACUUGUCUUUUGCUGGCAGUCUUCAUGGCGAACCGAGCGGGCUCUUCAUCGUCACGCAUGGAAACCCUUCACGAAGAAGAUGAUUACGACUCAUACGGCGCCGAAUCAGGAUGGGUGGAAGCUAAAACGCACUGUGAUCACUUGCCUUCCCUAUCCUCUGAUCUCACUCACAUUCCAAUCCCUAGCACUCCCUGCAACAGGUGCCAGCACCCAAUUGAGAAUUGGAUAUGCUUGUCCUGCAAACUUGUGCUUUGUAGCCGUUUUGUGAAUAAGCAUAUGCUUGAGCAUUAUCAGCAAACAACCCAUUCCAUAGCGCUCAGUUUUAGUGACCUGUCAGUUUGGUGUUUCGCUUGUGAUUCUUAUCUUGAUGCUCAAUUGAUUCAGCAACUGCGACCUUUUCAUGAGACAGCUUACAUAUUGAAAUUUGGUCAAGCCCCUCCUUUUCGGCCUGUUGAAUCUUCUCGGGUGGAUGAUAAACCGGCCAUGGAUGUGCCAUCAAGCAGUUGAAUCUGGUAUGGUUUUUAGACCGAAGGGCUGUAAUGGCAAAAGGAGGCUAGUUUGGAAUUGAAUCAAACAAUAAAUUAGUUGAAUUUAAUUAUAUGAGUUCUGUUCUAUGUAUACUGAUGGUUAGAAAUAGAUGGCUUUUUAAGGUUCAUAUUGCCUCUUCCAAAUACAAAACCACAUAAAUUUACUCAGUCUAGGUUAAGGCAGAGAAAAUUUUGCAUACCUUAUUCAGCUGUUGAGAUCUUGCUGCCUUUAUGAAUUGUUUCAAUCUCUACACAUUUAAUAAUUUACACAAACAUUUGAUCUUCUGCCCAUAUAAAUUUACUCAGUCUAGGUUUUUAUCUGAAUUGUUCUUUGAUUUUGAAUAAGUCUUCAUUAGACGACCAGGCAUUCUAUUGCACACAAUUCGCUGUCAUGUCAUAGACCUUGUAUUACUAAGGUAACCUGUGUGUUUCGGUUGUCAAGCAUUUGUUCAGGUUUCACUAAUGCAACUGCAUUCAUGUAGACAGAUUAUUUUCCAAUAGGGUAGUGAGUUCCCUUGGAAUGGAUCCCUGUUAGAUUGUUGUUUAGAUGAUUGUACGUUAGAUUCGAGCAUGAUGCACGAUGACUUAUCGAUGUUUAAGUCAGGGGAAUCUCAGUGACUUAAGUUAUGUGAAAGACUGGAAUUUCUCCUUCAAAGCUCUGUUAUCAUACAAAUCCAUGAUUGAACACAAACAUUAAGUUUGCACGAGUAAAAUCAGCUAGUGAGUUUUUUACAGGCUUGUGAAAGAGAAUUUAAGAUAAAUUGUAGAGUACCAAGAUACAACAUAGAUAGAUGAUAUGCAUUACAAGCUGUCUUGACAUCCCCGUUCUUUCUGUAGAGUUUUGAUGUUUAUUU
Gossypium arboreum is the source of this 1450-nucleotide messenger RNA. RefSeq lists its product as uncharacterized. The transcript is spliced from 4 exons. Gene Ontology annotation, molecular function: zinc ion binding. The coding region runs from base 94 to 576 and encodes 160 amino acids. The record is from RefSeq and is a predicted model, not a curated record. Lineage: Eukaryota; Viridiplantae; Streptophyta; Magnoliopsida; Malvales; Malvaceae.